This is a messenger RNA of Heteronotia binoei (common prickly gecko), 3060 nucleotides long. Its product is annotated as zinc finger protein 605-like. The transcript is spliced from 13 exons. Bases 1 to 3060 code for a protein of 1019 amino acids. The record is from RefSeq and is a predicted model, not a curated record. Gene Ontology annotation, biological process: regulation of immune system process; negative regulation of transcription by RNA polymerase II; regulation of cytokine production. Lineage: Eukaryota; Metazoa; Chordata; Lepidosauria; Squamata; Gekkonidae.
AUGUCGAGGGGGGCAGAUGGUUGCUUUGAACUGUCCCAGAGUAACAAAGUGAGAACGCUGCUAGCUAAGUAUGGUAUGGAAGAGGCUAGCAGUGUGCAGACACCCAUGACCACAGGUUAUAGCAAGGAACCCGAAGGUGAGCGCCCGCGGGAACUGACUUUGCAAAGGGGAAUGAAAUUCUCCGCCGGGGAGGUCGAAGGGAGGCCCAGGCGGGAUCCCGGGGGAGGAAGACUCCUUCGUGCUGGGAGGGGGGUCGGGCUGCCGCCUUUCGGCCGGUGCUUUCUCCUGGAUCUGGUGAUCCUGGAGCAGUUCUUGACUCUCCUGCCCCAGGAAAUGCAGUGCUGGGUCAGAGGAUGUGGGCCAGAGACCAGUUCCCAGGCGGUGGCCCUGGCCGAAGGUUUCCUCCUGAGUCAGGCAGAGGAGAAGAGGCAGGCAGAGCAGAUGUGGGGACGAUCCAUGAAGAUGGAAGCGAAGUUCUCUGAGGAAGAAGGAGGUCCUCCAUCAGAGAAAGGUCAGAGGGCGCAGGCCCAGGAACAUGCCGGAGAUGCCCUCUCAAGUGGCAGCGAAGAGACGUUGUUGAGCCGUCACCUUUGCAGAGGAGUGGAAACGGCUGCUCCACCUCUGGUCCAGUGUCCCUUUUCCUUUGAGGAUGUGGCCGUGUAUUUCACCCUGGCCGAGUGGGCCCUGCUAGAUCCGGGCCAAAAAGCUCUCUACAGGGAAGUCAUGAAGGAGAACUAUGGGAGCGUGGCCUUUCUGGAGGAAACAGCUGGGGAAUUCCAGGGGUUCCCUUUGGGAAAGGCCACAAAUGAAGAUGCUGAAGGAAACUUGAGAGAUGGAGAUGAACCACAGCGGCAGGAGGGAAGCCACACAGCAGCAGGUGUAGAGCAGACAGCUGGGGAAUUCCAGGGGUUCCCUUUGGGAAAAGCCAAGAAUGAAGAUGCUGAAGGAAACUUCAGAGAUGGAGACAGACCACAGAGGCAGGAGGGAAGGCACACGGCAGCAGGUGUAGAGGAGACAGCUGGGGGAUUCCAGGGGUUCCGUUUGGACAAAGUCAACAAUGAUGAUGCCAAAGGAAACUUGGGAGAUGGAAACAGACCACAGAGGCAGGAGGGAAACCACACAGCCAAGGAUGAUCAGAGGAAUGAGAAGGGUGAGGAACUGCGUCCUCUAUUGCCAGAUGAAGCCAAGAAUGAAGACUUGAGAGGUGCAGAGGAGACAGCUGGGGAAUUCCAUGGUUUCCCUUUGGGAAAAGCCAAGAAUGAAGAUGCUGAAGGAAACCUGGGAGAUGGAGAUGGACCACAGAGACAGGAGGGAAGCCACACAGCCGGAGACGAUCAGAGGAAUAAGGAGGGUGAGGAACUGCGUCCUCUAUUGCCGGAUGAAGUCAAGAAUGAAGACUUGAGAGGCAACUUCCAAAAUCAAGGCGGACCUAAGAGAAAGAAAAGAAGCCAAAAAGGCAAGAAGAGGGGUCAACCCACUCCUUGCCAAAGGGAGGAUUCCCAAGACCUAAUUUGCAUGGUGAAGGAAACGUACAAGUGCUUGGCUUGUGGAAUCAACUUCUCAGAUCAAUCCCAGUAUAAUAACCACUUACGAAUGCACAGCGGAGAAGAGAUCCAUCAACGGCUGGAGUGUGCAAAGAUCAUGACUUGCAGAGGAGAGCUCCGUGGACAUCAAAGAAUACACACAGGAAAGAAAUCUUACAACUGCUCAGACUGUGGGAAGAGCUACUCAGAGAAAUUAGACCUUGUUCGACAACAAAGGAUUCACUCAGGAGAGAAACUAUUUAUAUUCUCAGAGACUGGAAUGGCGUUCUCUGAGGGAGGAAAACGUAAUAGCCGUUUUCCAAAGCAGUCUACAAUGAAGGCAUAUAAAUGCUUCCGGUGCAGAAAAGAACAUCUAAGAACUCACACAGGGGAGAAGUCUUUUGAAUGCUCAGAGUGUGGGAAGAGAUUCAGUCUGAAUGGCAAUCUUCAAGAACAUCUAAGAACCCACACAGGGGAGAAGCCUUUUCAAUGCUCAGAGUGUGGGAAGAAAUUCGGUCACAAUAGCUCCCUUAAAAGCCAUCUAAGAACCCACACAGGGACGAAGACUUUUCAAUGCUCAGAGUGUGGGAGGAGAUUCACUCGGAGUAACAGUCUUCAGGAACAUCUAAGAACCCACACAGGGGAGAAGCCUUUUGAAUGCUCAGAGUGUGGGAAGAGAUUCAGUCACAAUAGCUCUCUUAAAAGCCAUCUAAGAACUCACACAGGGGAGAAGCCUUUUGAAUGCUCAGAGUGUGGGAAGAGAUUCAGACACAAUGGCAAUCUUCAAGAACAUCUAAAAACCCACACAGGGGAGAAGCCUUUUGAAUGCUCAGAGUGUGGAAGGAGAUUCAGUCGGAAUGGCAGUCUUCAAGAACAUCUAAGAACCCACACAGGGGAGAAGUCUUUUGAAUGCUCAGAGUGUGGGAAGAGAUUCAGUCGGAAAGGCAAUCUUCAAGAACAUCUAAGCACCCACACAGGGGAGAAGCCUUUUGAAUGCUCAGAGUGUGGGAAGAGAUUCAGUCAGAAUGGCAGUCUUCAAGAACAUCUAAGAACCCACACAGGGGAGAAGCCUUUUGAAUGCUCAGAGUGUGGGAAGAGAUUCAGUCGGAGUGGCUAUCUUAAAAUCCAUCAAAGAACCCACACAGGGGAGAAGCCAUUUGAAUGCUCAGAGUGUGGAAGGAGAUUCAGUCGGAAUGGCAGUCUUCAAGAACAUCUAAGAACCCACACAGGGGAAAAGUCUUUUGAAUGCUCAGAGUGUGGGAAGAGAUUCGGUCAGAAUGGCAGUCUUCAAGAACAUCUAAGAACCCACACAGGGGAGAAGCCUUUUGAAUGCUCAGAGUGUGGGAAGAGAUUCAGUCGGAGUGGCUAUCUUAAAAUCCAUCAAAGAACCCACACAGGGGAGAAGCCAUUUGAAUGCUCAGAGUGUGGGAAGAGAUUCAGUCGGAAAGGCAAUCUUCAAGAACAUCUAAGCACCCGUGGAGAAAAGAAAGAAAAGGGGGUGAGUGUUCAGCAGAGAAGACGACAAGAGGAAUCCUGA